Cooperia oncophora is the source of this 339-nucleotide messenger RNA. NCBI's taxonomy places the organism in Eukaryota, Metazoa, Nematoda, Chromadorea, Rhabditida, Trichostrongylidae. The record is from the annotation of a GenBank genome assembly.
AUGGCCACAGUGGCCGUGCAGCCGGGAGCUCCCGCCCCGCCAUCACAAGGAAGAAGAAGGCGCCGUCCACAGCGCAGUAAAGCGCUGUGGACGGCGGUGCGAAGCCUGCGGCGAGAGAUGCAGCUACAUCGGCGAUGGACGAGUAGAAGCCGUUCGAGAAGCAGGAAUCGGAAUCGACCAAGAAGAAGAAGUCGAAGUAGAAGUGAGGACGCGGCUGCUAGACGAGGACGGGCUCGCCAGCGAACCCGUACCCGUAGUAGAAGCCGUACCCGAAGUAGGGCCAGGAGGCCCGAGUCGUCGUCCCCGGUACGAGGGGACGGCGGCAACGAGGAGCUAUAG